This is a messenger RNA of Gaeumannomyces tritici R3-111a-1, 4185 nucleotides long. RefSeq names its product serine/threonine protein kinase. Gene Ontology annotation, molecular function: protein kinase activity; protein binding; ATP binding. The transcript is spliced from 4 exons. Gene Ontology annotation, biological process: protein phosphorylation; signal transduction. Lineage: Eukaryota; Fungi; Ascomycota; Sordariomycetes; Magnaporthales; Magnaporthaceae. Gene Ontology annotation, cellular component: cytoplasm. The record is from RefSeq and is a predicted model, not a curated record. Bases 1 to 4185 code for a protein of 1394 amino acids.
AUGAGCAGUUAUGGCUCGGCUCUGCCAAAUCGAUUAAGAUGGAGCACCGCCGGCUCGUUUAGCAGCGCUCCCCUAGGGACAAGCACAGCACGCCUUGCCGCCAAGAGGAUCCAAGCAGCGACUGAAAAGCGGGAGAACGAGCUCGCAAAGCUACAAGAACGCCUGGCAGACCGGUCUUCGCAUGCCGCCACGGGCAUCGCGUCGUUCAUGGCCGUCGUGGCCACCAUUGACCCGCCCUUCAAGCCGCGCACACCGCACCGGCCGUGGUCCAUCUCGGCGGGCCACGGCGCCCACGGCUCCGUCGAGGUGCACCGCUACGUCCCGGGGCGCAACUUCAACGUCUUCAACGACAGCUCCGAGAUCAAGCUGCUGGCGUACGAGCCGGACAUGACGCGCACGGGCGACUACUACGCCGUCAAGCGGCUUGCAUCUCUCGACGACUCGCCUGCUUCAUCGUCGCCCUCGUCGCCCUCCUCCUCGAGCAGACGCAACGCCUUCGCUCUUUUAGCCGACGAGCUGCGCAUCCUGGCACACCCGGACCUGCGCGGCCACCCCAACCUCGUCUACCUGUUCGGCGUCUCCCACACCCCCUCUAGGGGCGGCAGCUCGGCGACGGCCACGGGCCUGACCGAGCCCAACCUGGUGCUGCAGGAGGGCGACUGCGGCGACCUCUACUCCUUCUACCGCGACGUCGACAUGCGCUUCGACCGCCACACAUUACCUGAGGUCAAGCUGUCGCUGUGCUUCGACAUCGCCCGCGGCGUCGAGGCCCUGCACCAUCACGGCGUCGUGCACUGCGACCUGAAACCGCAGAACAUCCUAAUCCGGCGGCGCCAGGGUCGCAACGGUGCCGUCCUGAGGUGUAAGUCCGAACUGGAGGCCGGGCAGGUGGCGCUGGACGCCCUAGUCGGGAAGAGCCCCUUUGUCGCCAUGCUCGCCGACUUUGGCGGCUCCAUCAUCAUGGCGGACUUCCCCGACAACGACAGGGAGGGGACUGGCAUCCGGCCGAGAGUGUUCACGCCUCGCUGGUGCGCACCAGAGUGCCACUCGAGAGCCGAGAUCCCCCGGGCGCUCCUCCCGCGCGUCGACAUCUACUCGGCCGGCCUCAUCUUCGCCUUCAUCUUCCUCGAAGGCCGCGACGUGUUCACGCAGGCCGUGGACCGCGGCGCCAUGCACGAGCACGACGUCCCGCUCGACGACAAGACGGUGCGCGCGCUCAAGAUGAGCGACAGGGUCUUGGAGCUGGCGCAGGAAGAGGUGCGCGGGUUCGAGACCACGGCGUUCGGCGUCACAGCGACGGGGCAGCGCCUCUACGUCUCGCGCCACCCGUGCUACCACCCGGCCGUGGCCGAUGUCUUCUGCGCCGUCCUGGAGCUGGCGCUGAAGACGGACGCGGGCGCGCGGGUUGAGAAUGCCACGGACCUCCUCGCGCCGUGGCACCGGGCGCUGCAAGGGAACUUUCAUGUCGACAACCAGCUGUCCUACUCCCAGCCAGAGGCCUUCCGCGCCUUUGCUUCGGGGAGAAUGGGCGGGAAGGACUACUUUUCUACCGGCAAUGUCUGUGCAAGAUCUCAAGGAGAGCAGUGCUCCAAGGUCCUACCGGCGUUCCCUGGUGGCUUGUCGGAUAUAAACUGUGGGGUUUUUGAUAUCCGAAAAAGCUUCAGUGUAUUUCGUGCAAGCUUGACGAGCAACCUGAAAACAGAUAUCAACAACGACCUGAAACAGGACGCCGAAAUCGUCAAAUCCCUCCAGCAGCUCGUCGUCCCGCCGCGGCGCAUCGAGGAUUUGGUCACCCCAUCCCAGCUGAAGCGGGCGGCGGACUGUGCCUACCAGCUCUGCGUGGCCUGCCUCGAGGGCUUCGGCCGCCCUCGCGACGACAGCGAGGCGCUCGAGUGGAUGCGGCUCGCGGCGGAGUGGGGGAGCAUCGCCGCCCGCGCCGACCUCCUGCCCCUGUCCGUAUCCCUAGGCAAGGCGCCUAGCGACAGCACCGACGCGAACCUCAGCUGGGCAUCCUACACGAUCAGCCAGGGGGAGAGCCAUCAGGGGACCGUGCAAGCGCUACACAAGGUCAACCCGGACGCCUGCGCCGAGGCCAUCGCAAAGCACCGCGCGCGCGUCUGCGAGAAACUAUCCAGGGCACAUAAGCCGCAAACAAGGCCCGGCUGGGUGGCGGGGCGGUUCGGUCUCCAGCAGCGAGGGCCCCCACACCUGCACAUGUUGGAGAAAUACCAGAGUAUCUCGGCCGGUGGCAUGCCUGCGCUACUCCUGAAAGGUGGCUGGACCGCCCUCCACUGCGCCGUGCUGGAGCCUUCCCGAACAUCGGUGAUAGGGGGCGCCACCAUCAACGAGGCCCUGGUCAAGGUCCAAACCCUGGUCGAGACGGACGGAGAAGACGUCCGCAGGCUUACUUUGGCCGACUCUUAUACAGCGCUGGACUUGGCCAUGGGCCGCGGGGACGUCGAGAUGGUGCGCUAUCUCCUGAGCCAACACCGCCUGCUCGAGCCACCGUUCCGUCCUAGGACCUGCCCGCUACAGAACGUCGCUUGUCUUCCGGAAGACGUUAUAGAGGAGGUGGUCGACGCCGUCGUCUCCAUGGCGCCCGAGCUGGCCAUCCAUGGACGAAACCCGACGACGGGCCGCACUGCACUCCUCAACGUGCUGCUGACCAAGGAUCCCGUUUUGCCGGCCGGGCGAAGUGCUGCGAUCAAGUCGCUCCUGGAGAGCGGCGCCAACCCCCUUGCCAGAACCACGAUGGAGCCCUGGCCCGCCAGUGCCCUGCUUGCCGCGGUCGGUGACCUGGAUGUCGCAUCAGUGAACCUCAUGUUGGAGGCCAUCGGACUACUGGGCCACGCCACGCCAGCCGCGACCGCAGCGCGUCCCGAGCCGGCUAACGAGCUGGUGUGCGCCUUCUUGCGCCUCAUGCAGAAGCCCCGCUCCGUCCAGCUGACCCGGGACGUGGCCGCAUACAAGCAUGACCUCGGCGCGACGGUCAAGCUCGUCCUGGGGGCCGACGUGGCCGCCGAGCUGCCGCACGUCUGCCGCGGCGUGCGCCACGACGUGCUCGGCCUGGCCUGCUACUACGGGCAGGACGAGACGAUGCAGGCCAUCCUCGAUGCCGUCCCGCCCUCGGCGCGCACCACGCACCCCGCGACGGCGCGGACGCUCGGGCCCGGCGACGGCGGCGUCGACGCGCUCAAGACGGCCAUCGACUGCGGCUUUGCCGCCGCGGUAGACCUGCUCCUGCCGCUCAUGGCGGGCCGGCGCGAGAUCGGCGCCCGGGACCUGCUGCUGCACGGCGCCAUGCACCACCAGCCGGCGCUGGUGCCGGGCCUGCUGGCGCAUUUUGAGCGCGCCGGCCGUGAGCCCGAGGUGCUCGAGUUCCAGGACCAGUGGGGCGCCACCGUGCUCGACCUGGCGCUAGAAUACGGGAACUUCGACCUGGCGCGGCACCUGGUGUCCAGAGGGGCGAGGCACGACGUGUACAGGCUCAAGGGGGAUCACAGCAUCGACGAGGGGCUGCAGUCACCGCUGGCGGCGGCUCUGCCCAGGAUGGAAUCCAUCAGGUUCCUGAUGGGGCUGACGCCGGCCCCGAGCCUGGUGGUGACGAGCACGGGGCUCAACGUGUUCCACGUGCUCGCUGCCGAGGAGAAACUGAUCGGUACCACAGUUGGGCGCGCCGAGUUCCUACGCGUCCUCGAGUACUUCUACAACUUGGACCCGACACUAAUCCACGCGCGUGGCGGCACGCGCGGCCUAACGCCCCUCCACAUCGUCAGCCUGCACUACUCGGAGACAGUGGGCGCGUUCCUGCACCAGCACGGCGCCGACGUCAACGCCGAGUCGGCUGUCGGUAGCCACUCGCCGCUGGACGUGCUGCACCUCCACGAAGACGGCGACCGCGGGCCCGACAAUCACCUCACCAUCGACUACCGCGGCCCCGGCGGGCCGAGGACGGGCAUGGCCAUCUGCGACUACGGAAUGGCCGGGCCGGCGUACUGGAAGCUCGAGGCCAGGCUGGCGGCCCGGCUGCGUGAGCUGUACGGGUUGUGGGGGGCGGAACGGGGCGUGGAGUGGAGGAUGCAAAGGCUGGGACUAAGCCGCUCGGAUUUGCUCUUUGGCGGCGCCAUCACGGCGUACGAGGAGGGGGCGGAUGGGCGGACGAGGGUGAUGACAUAUACCUCCUGA